This is a messenger RNA of Kockovaella imperatae, 1201 nucleotides long. Its product is annotated as ribosomal protein S5 domain 2-type protein. The record is from RefSeq and is a predicted model, not a curated record. Gene Ontology annotation, biological process: U5 snRNA 3'-end processing; exonucleolytic trimming to generate mature 3'-end of 5.8S rRNA from tricistronic rRNA transcript (SSU-rRNA, 5.8S rRNA, LSU-rRNA); TRAMP-dependent tRNA surveillance pathway. NCBI's taxonomy places the organism in Eukaryota, Fungi, Basidiomycota, Tremellomycetes, Tremellales, Cuniculitremaceae. Gene Ontology annotation, cellular component: nuclear exosome (RNase complex); cytoplasmic exosome (RNase complex). The transcript has 6 exons. Bases 192 to 1094 code for a protein of 300 amino acids.
UGAGAAAAGCGGAAUCAAAAAAGAAAGAAAGAAGAGAUAGACGUCACCUGAGAUUGCCACGUGUGAAACUAUUUUAUUAUAUUGAGUGGUAUUUUUGCUCGGCCAUUUAAUCCCAAAUCUUCAGUGAGUGGAGGAUGUUCACCGGGUCAACCAAGAAGAUUCAGCAUUGAGGAUCACCCGUCGGAACACCUAUGACAGUCUCAGAAGCAACGGCAUCAGCUCAGGACAUGGAAGUGGACUCCUCUUCUAAGGCGGAAUCCUCAGCUACCGCCUUCAAGCGCUUGCACCCUGGCCCCUAUCUGUCCAAAUUCCUCGCGAAAGGCUAUCGUCCCGAUGGCAGAAAAGUGACCGCUUGGAGAGAUGUAAAGAUCAACAAGGGCUCCGUGUCUACUGCGGACGGUUCGGCGCUCGUUAGGCUCGGAGACACAACCAUGGUGUGCGGUGUCAAGGCGGAGAUUGCAGAGCCAUUGGCAACGUCGCCUCGAUCAGGUUACAUCGUUCCAAAUAUCGAUCUGCCCGCUCUGUGCUCGCCAAAGUUCAAGCCUGGUCCACCGGCAGAUGAAGCGCAGACAAUGUCAAACUGGCUCUUUGACCUCAUCACUUCCUCACGCACGGUCGAUCCGCAAUCUCUCUGCAUUUGCCCUGGCAAAGCUGUUUGGGCAUUGUAUAUUGAUGUUGUGUGCAUCAACUAUGACGGCAAUGCGUUUGAUGCCGCCGUUUUGGCAGUCAUGGCUGCUUUAGGGAAUACUCGACUGCGCUCCGCGACGUAUGACGACAUCACGGCCAAGGUCACUUGCAGUGACGAUUUCCAUUCUCUUGCUCUGGGCCGUCUACCGCUCUCUUGCUCUUUUGGAAUAUUCAAAUCAGCCUAUCUGCUCCCUGAUCCAUCUUCGUUCGAGGCACCACUGAUCCAUACCACUCUGACAAUAGCUUUGGACGAGGAGAACAGGGCAUGCUUGGUCCGCCACGAAGGCCUAGGAGGGACAGAUACGAAAAGCGGUCAGGAUGUCCUGGAUGAAGCUUGGUCGAUCGCAGAAGAGAGGGUCAGAGAGAUCCGGCGUCUCUUAGAUGACCAUCCGGCAACAAACCGAUAAAGACUCCCGUUUGGCGCCCUCAGCUCUCUGCAUGCGAUGCCAGUAGCUAGUCCUCCUCAUGCUCCUGUUGUAAUGCUAAUCAUGUACAUGAAUUUACAUCAUCGGAC